Messenger RNA from Trichoplusia ni (cabbage looper), 626 nucleotides. RefSeq lists its product as uncharacterized. Lineage: Eukaryota; Metazoa; Arthropoda; Insecta; Lepidoptera; Noctuidae. Gene Ontology annotation, molecular function: ubiquitin binding. The record is from RefSeq and is a predicted model, not a curated record. The transcript has 3 exons. Bases 5 to 553 code for a protein of 182 amino acids.
GGAUAUGGAAUAUCCAGAAAAUAUCUUGCCUCGUGUAACUCUUCCGAUAUCUGCCCUGAACGAGCUCAAUGCCUUGUGGAUGGAAUCAUUAAUGACACAGCUAGAUGAACAUGCUCGGAAGACGGCUGCCAUGGUACAACAAGAUGAAGAAUUUGCUAGACAAAUUGCUUUGAAAGAGGCGGAAAUGUCUCUUGCGGGGAAAGAACCCGAAGUCCCUGAUUUCAAAGAAAUUAUGGACAUGGAUCUGGCCCUUUCUACAUACCAAAAAGAUAUUGCAGAAUGGCGUAACAAUAUACCGACGAAUUUAGCUGCUAAGAUGACCAGAGAUAAACUUUUUAAUUUAUUCCCUGAUGUUGAAGAAGAUACACUCUCCGAACUAUUGAUGGCUCACGAUAAUAACUUUCAGGCAACUGUCGAGGUUUUGCUCUUGUCUACUGGCCGCGGUGAUGUCCUUGAAAAGAAGAACGGGGUGAAUAAAUUCGUUAUGCAAAAGGAACUUGAAAAGAAAGAUAAAAUACUUCGUAAAAAGAAGAAGGUAUGUAUCUGUUCAUGAAAUAGAUGUAAAAUGAUAAUAAACUGUAGAAUUGCUUUCUGUAGUUUGAGAUCAAAAGCUUCGCAAUCAUUUA